Molecule: messenger RNA, 1825 nt
Organism: Oryzias melastigma (Indian medaka)
Lineage: Eukaryota; Metazoa; Chordata; Actinopteri; Beloniformes; Adrianichthyidae
Product: RILP-like protein 1
Biological process (GO): cilium assembly
Cellular component (GO): ciliary basal body; cytoplasm
Molecular function (GO): protein dimerization activity
Source: RefSeq, a predicted model, not a curated record
UUAGUAUUUUCUUCGUGUCAGAAUUGAACCGAGACAUGUUUAAUAUCCGAGGGGUUGUUAGAAAACAAGGCACGGACAGAGACCUUCGUCAUGUCAGCGCUCGAGAGACCAGCGGCGGAGCUCACCGUCAUGGACGUCUACGACAUAGCGGCGGUUCUCGGGCAGGAAUUUGAGCGGGUCAUAGAUAAGUUUGGGUGCGAGUGUCUGAUCGGGGUGGUUCCCCGGGUGGUGAGGGUGUUAGAGCUGCUGGAAGCGUUGGUGAACCGCGGAACUCCCGGGCAGGAAACGGAGGAACUGCGAAGGGAGGUGGACAGGUUGCAGCGAGAGCGCAGCGACAGAUACGAGCAGGAGAGGAGGCACCAGAAGGAGAUUGAGCAAGUGGAAGAUGUAUGGAGGGGAGAAGUACAGGACCUGCUUUCUCAAAUCACUCAGCUUCAGGCUGAAAACAAGAGGUUGUCGGUGAGCCUGUCUCUCAAAGAGUCCCCCAUCUGUGAGCAAGACCAACAGGAUCAAGAGGCUGGAAGUUCAGAGAUGGAAAGUCAAAUGAGAAAGAAACUACAAGAUUUAGUGGAUAAACAGAGAGAUGAAAUCCGGGCUAAAGACCAUCAGCUGUCUCAAAGAAAUGAGGAUAUUGAAGCGCUUCAGAUGCAGCAACACCGGCUGAUGAACAUGAACCAGGAUCUCCUUCAUAAGGUGGGAGUGAUGGAAGCCAAAGGCAAGACGCUGAUUCAGCGAAAGACUGAGCUGGAGGCUGCUGCUCAGGCACAGCAGAAGGAGCGCGGAGCUCUGCAGAUGGAGAUCACAAAGCUGAGAAAGGAGCUCCAAGAGCGAGAAUCCCAAAGAAAACUCACUGAGUUGGAGGAAUUCCCUCUCUCGAGGUCUGGGAUGUUGUCACCACCACUACCACUGACUAAAACCAGCACUAUGCCACUCUCUGACUCUGACAUAAAGUCACAGUCAGUGUUGGUGGAGUGCAGUGGGGAUCCGAUCUUCAUUGAAAAGUGCUUGGAGUAUGACAGGAGUUUUUCUCUUCAGCCAAAGUCAGCAAACAGAGGGGAUGACAUGGGCCCUUUUGUUGCUGUGGAUGACCUGCCACCACAGUUGCUGAGAUCUAAUGAUGCAAAACCCAUGGAAGACUUUGAACCUCAGUUCACCUUGCAGGAACUGCAGGAUGUCCUGCAAGAGAGGAAUGAACUUAAAGUACAAGUUUUUACGCUUCAGGAAGAGCUGGCAUAUUAUAAAAGUGAAGAGGCUGAAGAGGACUACAGUUCUGCUGUUGCUACUCUAUCUGCUCCAUCUCAGUCAACUUCACCUGAUCCACCUGAAUCAGGAAUACGCCGUUUGAUCUUCACAGCUAUUAUGCCAAUGGUAGCAGCCGGAUUGAUCUCAGAUGAUCCCACGUUGAUGCCCAUCAGGAGACUUGUUUCCUUUGUAUAAUUAAAGGUUUAUUUUCUAUUUUUCCAGAAAUAUUCAAUCAUUAAAAAGUGGCCUAUUCAUAUUUUUGAAUUGCCUUGAAUGUAAGGAUCGACCUACAAGACUUACAUUUUUUUAACUUUAAUAUUUGUUUUUGUUUGUGACGUAUUGAAAAAAGGUUUACCAAAUAUAUUUUGCUUAAAAAUGCUUUAAAUAGUUAAAAAAAAGUGUAAUUAACUGGAAUAAUGCCUUAGUUUGUCAGAGAUGUAUAAAACUGCUAUAAGGUAUUCAAAUUGGGUAUAUGUUUUCAUUUGUUUGUUUUUAAAAUAAACUAAUUGAUUAACAUGGAUUUUCUUCUUAUUAGAAGAUAUUAAACCAAUAAUCUGAAAAGGUUUUUUAAAGAUUCUUCAGA